CGGCUGCUUCUCCAGUUCUCUGCUCAGAUUUGUUCCUUCUCUCUCUUCACAGGCUUGUUAAGAUAUGGAGUCGUUUCUGUUUACAUCCGAGUCUGUGAACGAGGGACACCCUGACAAACUCUGCGACCAAGUCUCUGACGCAGUCCUCGACGCUUGCCUCGAACAAGACCCUGAAAGUAAAGUCGCAUGCGAGACCUGCACCAAGACCAACAUGGUCAUGGUCUUUGGUGAAAUCACCACAAAGGCCAAAGUUGACUACGAGAAGAUCGUCCGUGACACGUGUCGCGCCAUCGGCUUCGUCUCAGCUGACGUCGGUCUAGACGCUGACACCUGCAAAGUCUUGGUCAACAUCGAGGAACAGAGUCCCGACAUUGCUCAAGGUGUGCACGGUCAUUUCACAAAACGUCCUGAGGAGAUUGGAGCUGGUGAUCAAGGUCACAUGUUUGGGUAUGCAACUGACGAGACUCCUGAGCUUAUGCCGUUGAGCCAUGUCUUGGCUACGAAGCUUGGUGCGCGUCUCACUGAGGUUAGGAAGAACGGGACUUGUCCAUGGGUUAGACCUGAUGGUAAGACUCAAGUCACUGUUGAGUAUUACAAUGACAACGGUGCGAUGGUUCCUGUCCGUGUGCACACUGUUCUUAUCUCCACUCAACAUGAUGAGACUGUCACCAACGAUGAGAUCGCACGUGACCUUAAAGAGCACGUGAUCAAGCCUGUGAUCCCUGCCAAGUACUUAGACGAGAAAACCAUCUUUCACCUUAACCCAUCUGGGAGGUUUGUCAUUGGUGGGCCACAUGGUGACGCUGGUUUGACCGGACGCAAGAUCAUCAUUGACACGUAUGGUGGCUGGGGAGCUCACGGUGGUGGUGCUUUCUCCGGUAAAGACCCUUCUAAAGUGGAUAGAAGUGGUGCGUACAUAGCUAGGCAAGCAGCUAAGAGCAUUGUUGCUAGUGAUCUAGCACGCAGGGCUCUUGUUCAGGUCUCUUACGCCAUCGGUGUCCCUGAGCCGUUGUCUGUUUUUGUUGAUACUUAUGGAACAGGGAAGAUUCCAGACAAGGACAUUCUCAAGAUUGUGAAGGAGAACUUUGAUUUCAGGCCAGGGAUGAUGACUAUUAACCUUGACCUCACUAGAGGUGGCAAUGGGAGGUUCUUGAAGACUGCUGCGUAUGGGCACUUUGGCAGGGAGGAUCCUGACUUUACCUGGGAGGUUGUUAAGCCACUCAAGGCAGAGAAGGCUUAAGAAGAUUCAGCUUAUUUGUUUUACUACGUUUAUGUUGUUUCAAACUCUUUUUAAAUUCCUUUUGUGGUUUUCACUCUUGGUCUUGCUUGGUUUUAUAUUUUAUUAAUGUGAUGUUAUGUACUCUUUGGAUUUGAUAUCUUGUUCCUGUCUGAAUAUGUCACUCUUGCUU
Molecule: messenger RNA, 1409 nt
Organism: Eruca vesicaria subsp. sativa (arugula)
Lineage: Eukaryota; Viridiplantae; Streptophyta; Magnoliopsida; Brassicales; Brassicaceae
Source: the annotation of a GenBank genome assembly